CUCGACAGCUCGGGGAGAAGAGUAUUAAUCCUCUUCCUCCGUCGCCACUAGAACCGACCUCCGCACAUUUCUCACUCCUCCAGGCACAAGAUGCCUGAAUCACAUGACCAACCAAUGGAGGAGGAGGCUGAGACCUUUGCCUUCCAGGCUGAGAUCGCUCAGUUGAUGUCCCUGAUCAUCAACACUUUCUAUUCCAAUAAAGAAAUCUUCCUUAGGGAGCUCAUCUCCAACUCCUCAGAUGCUCUUGACAAAAUCCGCUAUGAGAGUCUCACUGACCCCACCAAGCUGGACAAUGGCAAGGACCUCAAGAUCGAAAUAAUCCCCAACAAAGAGGAACGCACCCUGACCCUGAUCGACACAGGCAUAGGUAUGACCAAGGCCGACCUGAUUAAUAAUCUUGGCACAAUCGCAAAAUCUGGAACAAAGGCCUUCAUGGAGGCUCUUCAGGCUGGAGCCGACAUCUCCAUGAUCGGCCAGUUUGGUGUGGGUUUCUACUCGGCCUUCCUGGUGGCCGAGAGGGUGACGGUCAUCACCAAGCAUAAUGAUGACGAGCAGUACGUCUGGGAAUCCUCUGCUGGCGGCUCAUUCACAGUGCUAGUGGACAACGCUGAACCAAUGCUUCGUGGCACUAAGGUGAUCCUGCACCUGAAAGAAGACCAGUUAGAAUACAUUGAGGAGAAAAGAGUCAAAGAGAUUGUGAAGAAGCAUUCCCAGUUCAUUGGCUACCCCAUCACACUUUUUGUGGAGAAAGAGCGAGACAAGGAAGUGAGUGACGACGAGGCAGAGGAGGAGGAGAAGGAGGAGAAGGAGAAAGAAAAGGAAAAGGACGAGGACGAGGACGAGGACAAGCCCGAGAUUGAGGACGUUGGGUCAGAUGAGGAGCAUGACCACGACAAGUCUUGCGACAAGAAGAAGAAGAAGAAGAAGAUCAAGGAGAAGUAUAUUGACCAGGAGGAGCUGAACAAGACCAAACCCCUGUGGACCCGAAACCCAGAUGACAUCACUAAUGAGGAGUACGGAGAGUUCUACAAGAGCCUUACCAAUGACUGGGAGGACCACCUGGCUGUCAAGCACUUCUCAGUAGAGGGUCAGCUGGAAUUCCGGGCCCUGCUCUUUGUGCCUCGCCGCGCCCCUUUCGACCUCUUUGAGAACAAGAAGAAAAAGAACAACAUUAAACUGUACGUGCGCAGGGUCUUCAUCAUGGACAACUGCGAGGAGCUCAUCCCUGAGUACCUCAAUUUCGUUAAGGGUGUGGUGGACUCCGAGGAUUUGCCCCUGAACAUCUCCAGAGAGACGCUGCAGCAGAGCAAGAUCCUAAAGGUCAUCCGCAAGAACCUGGUCAAGAAGUGCAUGGAACUUUUCACUGAACUGGCCGAGGACAAGGACAACUACAAAAAGUACUAUGAGCAGUUCUCCAAGAACAUCAAGCUUGGCAUCCACGAGGAUUCACAGAACAGGAAGAGGCUGUCUGAGCUGCUGCGCUACUACACCUCCGCCUCUGGAGACGAGAUGGUUUCUCUGAAGGACUACGUCACACGCAUGAAAGAUUCUCAGAAACACAUCUAUUACAUCACAGGUGAGACCAAAGACCAGGUGGCCAACUCCGCCUUUGUGGAGCGGCUGCGCAAAGCCGGCCUGGAGGUCAUCUACAUGAUCGAGCCCAUAGAUGAGUACUGUGUCCAGCAGCUGAAGGAGUUCGAGGGCAAGAACCUGGUGUCAGUGACCAAGGAGGGCCUGGAGCUGCCUGAGGAUGAUGACGAGAAGAAGAACCAGGAGGAGAAGAAGUCGCAGUUCGAGAACCUGUGCAAGAUCAUGAAGGACAUCUUGGAGAAGAAGGUGGAGAAGGUCACAGUCUCCAACCGACUGGUCUCCUCCCCCUGCUGCAUCGUCACAAGCACUUAUGGCUGGACAGCCAACAUGGAGAGGAUCAUGAAGGCCCAGGCCCUGAGAGAUAACUCCACCAUGGGCUACAUGGCUGCCAAAAAGCACCUUGAGAUCAACCCUGACCACCCCAUCGUGGAGACCCUGAGGCAGAAGGCAGAGGCUGAUAAGAACGAUAAGUCGGUGAAGGAUUUGGUCAUCCUGCUCUUCGAGACCGCCCUGCUCUCCUCAGGAUUCACUUUGGACGACCCGCAGACUCACUCCAAUCGCAUCUACAGGAUGAUCAAGCUGGGUCUCGGUAUUGAUGAAGAUGACCUGAUAUCAGAUGAGCCCACUGUUGCUCCCACCGAGGACAUGCCGCCUCUGGAAGGUGACGAUGAGGACACAUCCAGGAUGGAGGAGGUGGACUAAGUCUGCUUCUAUUGCCCGCUAUCGUUAAGAAGUAGUGUACUUUAAAAUAAAUUACAAGUUUAAUGUUGUAAAUGAGCUUGGAAAGUCCCCCUCCUCAAUCUCUUUUUGACCAAGUUCACUUCAUUUCCCCUCAAAUUACCAUAUGCAGUUGAGAGCCAUUCCCUUUAGAACUUAAUUUUCUAAGUUGUCAGUUUUUGUAUCUUAAGUUUUAUCGAUGCGUUUCUUUUUUUUUUGUAUUUAUUGACAUUCCAAUGUUCUUUGUGUGUUCUUUCAUUAAUUGUAAAUAAUGCAAAUUGAUACGGUUCUUUGCAAAAGUGGGACCCAUAAAUAAAAGUUUAUCAUGUUAACAA
Limanda limanda (common dab) is the source of this 2642-nucleotide messenger RNA. It is a transcript of the gene hsp90aa1.2, whose product is annotated as heat shock protein 90, alpha (cytosolic), class A member 1, tandem duplicate 2. NCBI's taxonomy places the organism in Eukaryota, Metazoa, Chordata, Actinopteri, Pleuronectiformes, Pleuronectidae. The transcript is spliced from 11 exons. The coding region runs from base 91 to 2292 and encodes 733 amino acids. The record is from RefSeq and is a predicted model, not a curated record. Gene Ontology annotation, biological process: protein folding; protein stabilization; cellular response to heat. Gene Ontology annotation, molecular function: disordered domain specific binding; ATP binding; ATP-dependent protein folding chaperone. Gene Ontology annotation, cellular component: protein-containing complex; perinuclear region of cytoplasm; neuronal cell body.